Messenger RNA from Oncorhynchus tshawytscha (Chinook salmon), 1961 nucleotides. RefSeq names its product opsin-5-like. Gene Ontology annotation, molecular function: G protein-coupled receptor activity. Gene Ontology annotation, biological process: G protein-coupled receptor signaling pathway. The record is from RefSeq and is a predicted model, not a curated record. The transcript is spliced from 4 exons. Bases 73 to 1170 code for a protein of 365 amino acids. Gene Ontology annotation, cellular component: membrane. Lineage: Eukaryota; Metazoa; Chordata; Actinopteri; Salmoniformes; Salmonidae.
UCUCUCGCUGGCACCGUUUGGGGAGUUUGAAUACUUGUCCGUACUGGUCUGAUCUGUCUGUGGAAGAGGAGCAUGGAGGAGGACAACAAAUACACGUCCAAACUGUCGCCCACUGUGGACCACUGGGCAGGCAUGUACCUAGUGGUGAUAGCGGUGCUGUCGGUCCUGGGUAAUGCUGCGGUCUUGGUGACCUCAGCACUCCGGCCAACUCACCUCAAGGCCCCGGAGCUCCUUACAGUCAACCUGGCGGUGACAGACAUAGGCAUGGCUCUCAGCAUGUACCCCCUGUCCAUCGCCUCACUCUUCAACCACGCCUGGAUUGGAGGGGACUUCUCCUGCCUGUACUAUGGCCUGAUGGGGAUGAUUUUCAGCACGGCCAGCAUCAUGACCCUGGCUGUCAUGGGUCUGGUACGAUACCUGGUGACAGGAAACCCACCCAGAACAGGCAACAAGUUCCAGCGUCGGACCAUCACCAUGGUGAUCAGUUUGAUCUGGCUGUACUCUGGGCUGUGGGCUGUGUUCCCUCUCUUGGGCUGGGGCGGCUACGGACCGGAGCCCUUCGGAGUGGCCUGCUCUGUGGACUGGGCAAGCUACCAAGACUCCCUGAACCACUCUACCUUCAUCAUGUCUCUGUCUAUCUUCUGUACCUUCAUCCCCUGUCUCGUCAUCCUCUUCUCCUAUUCCGGCAUAGCCUGGAAACUCCACAAGGCAUACCAGUCCAUCCAGAAUGGAAGCUUCAACUACGGACACAUCGAGAGGAAAGUCACUCUGAUGGCGGUGUUGAUCAGCUCAGGGUUCAUCGUGGCUUGGUCUCCCUACGUGGUGCUCAGCUUUUGGUAUAUGUUCCAGGGGAAGGCCAGUCUGGCCCCGCUGGUCUCCCUGCUGCCCUGCCUGUUCGCUAAGGGCUCCACGGCCUACAACCCUUUUAUCUACUACAUCUUCAGACGCUCCUUUAGACGCCAGCUCAUCCAGCUUCGGGGGCUGAUCUGCUGCUCUGCCCAGCCAGACACACCUUCGAGUGGGGAGACGGGAGAGGAGGGCAGACAGACUUUGAGGUCUGACCUACGACAGAGUCUCCCGGAAGAGAAGAGUGGUGCUCCUCUGGUAGGGGAGUUGGGAACUGCGGUGCUGGAGAUACAGUCUGAGAAUGAGUUGACAAGCUCCUGUUAAUACUGUGUGUGUGUGUGUGUGUGCAUGCACGUGUGUGCGUCUGUUACAGGGUUACAAAUGGAUGUGGUGUGAGUUAUUUAGCUGUGUUUCUUCACUGUCAUUCUAUAUUGGACACACUUAUAGAUCAAACCCUGGUCCUCACCACAUCGCUAGCAAAGGUAACAUUUUACUUUAAGCCAACAGACAUAAUGCAUUAUGAUGCAGUCAUAAAGAAUUGUAAAACGUAUCAUAAGCAUGUCCUGGCUAAAUACCAGCUGCAGAGACUGUUGGAUGAAUGCUGCCUAGGCACAUCACAUAUUAUACUGUAUUUAUCAUAAUAAGGCAUUAUAAGGGCUCAUACGUGUUUAUAAAACGUUGUAAAGCAUUGUGUUUGUCAACGUUUGCUUGUAAAGUUCACUAUUGUUAAAUGUUGUUGUGAGGUACUGUAGCAUUGAACUUAACCUUCACUAUGGCCAUACUUCUGGUACCUUACUUUGUUUUCAGAGUUUUUGUUGGAUAGUGCAGCAUUGUAGCUAUUAUGUGGUCAUUUUGACCAUCCCCAUGCCUACAGUGUUCUGUGUGUCUGUCCCCACUCAGGAACCAUCAGGAUAGUAGAGCAAAUCUGGCACCCUAUUCCCUACAUCCUCCACCAUCUUUUAUUCAGAGCCCUAUGUAGCUAACAUUACUCCUACACGACUCUGGUUGUAAACUAUUUCAGGAUUAGAGGGAAUAGUGUGCCAUUUUGGAGGCUGCUGGAAACUUCAGGAAGUGAUUUCUAUUCCCAGGUGACUCACAUUCUGACCUUGUUUGUA